AACAAAGGCAGUCUCCUAUUCAGAGUGAUGGCAGUAUGGUAGAGGGGGGCGUGUAAGUCACAUGUAUAAGUAUGCGGGAUCUGACACUUACACAGAUCAUACGUGUGUCUAUAUGGAUUUCUGACCAUUACUGUAUCACAUAUUAAAUAGGAACGUUGCUCGGAAUACUGCAUUGGACUUUUCGCAAUGUGAAUUCCUCUGAUCUACAGAUAACACUGCGGAGGGCUGGCCUGUGAAAGAGAUUAGACCAAGUUGUACACAGACAGAGCAUGUUUGGUUACUAGGAUAUCAGGUGUACAGGUGAGGCACUGAACACAGAGGAAAGGAAGAAAUUAAUAAUAAAAGUAGAACUCAAGAAAAAUGUCAAAAGACACUUCUGUGCAGCUCAUCCCUUACCAGGAAAGGGGACAGUCCUUCCUGCCUGCCAUACAUGGAGGUAGAAUAGAGUCACUGGAAGACAGGUUUUCCAACCAGGAGAAGACAACCACCAUACUCCUAGAGCAGGCCUUCAAGAUUAAAGAGGAUGUUUCCAUGUUGAGAGGCAACCGCGGCACCCAGUGGGACUUAAUGGCUCAGCGACUGCUUGAAAAUCACAUGCAGAUCGUCACACAAAUAGUUAAACAGCUUAGUAAAGACAUUGAGGUUUUGGAAAAUGAGAUCAGAGCCAGAGAUACAGUAAGCACAGGAACAAGCUUUGCCGUGCAGAACCUGGAUAGGAAACAUCUAUCUGGAAUUGGUGAUCUACGUGGCCGUGUAGCCAGGUGUGAUGCCAGCAUUGCAAAGUUAUCCGGGGAUCUUUUAGCAACAAAACAGGAAAUGCAGGCCCAGGAGAAGGGGAAUCGCAGUAACAGUGCCAUUGUGGAGGCACAUGUAAAAGAGCUGGACCUAAAGGUAAUGCAGCUAUUAGGAAAGAUGGAAACUUCAAUUUUUGAGCAGAACAACAAAGUGAAGAGUGCCCAGGGGGAGCAGCGCCACGAGAUCCAACUUCUAGAUCUCAAACUUGGUGGUAUUUUUGAUGACAUUCGAGGACAAAUUCAAAAUCAGCACAAAUGGGCUGCAUCUCAGCUAGAAAGGCUAUCUGAAGAACAGACUCAGCAUAUUCAGCAACAGCUUAAUAAUCUCCGGGAAAAAAUGGACGCAAUAGAGAAGAGACUACAGGAAAAUAUGCAUCACUUGACUUUGAAAAUAGACAACACUGACUAUGUCCAAAGACUGGAGGCAAAGCUCAGCAAACUCAAGCAUGCCGAGGAGAAAAUGGCCGCCAGAGUCAUAAGAAGUGAAAGUGAAAUGUGGGACGAGAUAGAGAACAUGAAAAGUGAAUACAGAGCAGGAUUUCAAGCUAUACGAGAAUCUCUGAAUUCCCUUCAACAAAUCCAAGAGACCAAAGUGAAACUGGAAAGCAGGAAAGUCCACAAAGACAUCAAGAAAAUUCAACGCAAGAUUGUAGAAUUGAAAGACAUUUGAAAUGAUUAUGAUGUAGCGGGCUUACUAUAAUAUAAUAUCAAUGAUGUUUGCCGUGUAUUAGGAAUCGGAUACAUGAGAGUUAAAAAAAAGAUACAUAAAGAUGGGCUUCAUGGACAACGUAUUUUAUCCCCAGCGUGUUAUUAUGAAGUACUUCACCUUAUGCAACAGAUGCUCAUUUCAUGUCAGUUGUUCAUUACAUAAGGUUUUAAUCAACGAGGUGCCAUGUUUUCUAUCUUCUUUAGUAAUAAAACACAAUCUUAUCUUGAUUGCUCACACAGAUGCUGCUGGUCAGUAAUUCUCAUACAUCCAGCAAUUAGCUUCCCUAUAUAAUUCACACAGGAAGAUUUUGGACCAAUUCCUGAUGAGCAGGAAGAGGGGUUCUGAUACCUGAAUGUGUUGCCUGUUUGUUUUUUUACUGUAAACCAAUAAACGUAUUUGUACUCUUUUA
Messenger RNA from Rana temporaria (common frog), 1912 nucleotides. It is a transcript of the gene FAM81B, whose product is annotated as family with sequence similarity 81 member B. The transcript has 10 exons. The record is from RefSeq and is a predicted model, not a curated record. Lineage: Eukaryota; Metazoa; Chordata; Amphibia; Anura; Ranidae. Bases 361 to 1464 code for a protein of 367 amino acids.